Sebastes umbrosus (honeycomb rockfish) is the source of this 15956-nucleotide messenger RNA. RefSeq names its product bassoon (presynaptic cytomatrix protein) b (gene bsnb). Gene Ontology annotation, cellular component: GABA-ergic synapse; axon; glutamatergic synapse. NCBI's taxonomy places the organism in Eukaryota, Metazoa, Chordata, Actinopteri, Perciformes, Sebastidae. The transcript has 13 exons. Bases 147 to 12299 code for a protein of 4050 amino acids. Gene Ontology annotation, biological process: protein localization to synapse; presynaptic active zone assembly. The record is from RefSeq and is a predicted model, not a curated record. Gene Ontology annotation, molecular function: structural constituent of presynaptic active zone; metal ion binding.
UGCUCCGUGCGGGGAUGCUGAAUUGUAGGUGAUGAUGGCGGAAGCAGAGGAGGAGCAGCGCUGAGUUUCAUCUGAGUUAGAAACCAUAUCUACAACACCAGCUUCUCUCUUCCCCAUCGAGAGAGCUUCUAUCCCGGCUACAGGCGAUGGGGAACGAGGCCAGUCUGGAGGGGGAGGGACAGGGACAGGGACAGGGACAGACGGCGGUUGGACAGCCCGGCCCCGCCGUCCCCACAGCAACGGGGGCUCCGGCUUCCAUUUCAGCACCACCGGACUCUGGACAGCUCAUCAAGCCGAGCAACGGAGCGCCUGCUGGGGCUGGACCCGGCGGAGGAGGCGGCGGAGGCGGCCCGGGGAUUAACAGAGCACCUCCGUCAGACCCGGGACCUAAAGCGGGAGUCCAGAGUGGUCACGGGACGGGGGACAGGUUGGCCGCCCACGACACCCCUCAGCACCCUCAAGGAGAGCAGGGCCAGGGUCACGUGUCCAGGAAGAGCCUGCAUGUGGAUGUGAGUAGCAGCAGGACUGGGAGGUCCCCCUCCGUGUCCCCAGACCGAGGCAGCGUCCCAACCUCCCCUUACUCCGUGCCACAAAUCGCGCCCAUGCCCAGCAGCAAACUGUGCCCCGUCUGCAAAACCACCGACCUGACGGGCACCGGGGACGACCAGCCGAACUUCAACACCUGCACACAGUGCCGCUCCAAGGUGUGCACCCAGUGUGGCUUCAACCCCAACCCUCACCUCACAGAGGUUCAGGAGUGGCUAUGUCUGAACUGUCAGAUGCAGAGAGCGCUGGGGAUGGACAUGGACACACCGCGCUCCAAGAGUCAACAACAGAUACACUCUCCUUCUCAUGCAGCCAAACCAGAACUUAAACCUGAUGCUUCGCCUCAGCAUACACCCCAGACACAGCCCCCUCCUCAGACGCAGCCUCCAGCACAGGCCCAUCCUCCGACACAGGCCCAUCCUCCGACACAGGCCCAUCCUCCGACACAGGCCCACCUUCCAACACAGGCCCACCCUCCAACACAGGCCCACCCUCCAACACAGGCCCACCCUCCAACACAGGCCCACCCUCCAACACAGGCCCAUCCUCAAACACAGGCCCAUCCUCCAACACAGGCCCAUCCUCCAACACAGGCCCACCCUCCAACACAGGCCCAUCCUCCAACACAGGCCCACCCUCCAACGCAGGCCCGUGCAGCACCUGGUCCUAUCAAACAGACUGGUCCAGCUGGCCCAGGUCAGCAUCAAAUAAAGCUCCCUCCAGGGGCUGUCCCUCUCCCCGGCAUGGCCAAGGCCCCGUCUCAGCCUGAUCUGUCCCGCAACUCCCCAGCCCACCAACCCCACCACCCCCGCCAGGACCAGACUCGCAGUGCGGGGAGCUCCCCUUCACGGCAGCCCCCACCUCCAGAGCAGACUUUUGGGAAGCUGUUUGGCUUCGGUGCUUCUCUUCUUAACCAAGCCAGCACUCUCAUAUCUGAGACUACUCAACCCCAACAACAGCCCCCAAAAACGGCCCCCAAACCAGGAGGACCUCCGGGUCCAGGGCCUGGGGCGGGUAAACCCUCAGGACCUCAGCCUGCACAACAAGGGCCUCGAGCACCCGCUCAGCAGCAACAACAACAGCACGCUCCGCCGGACCACUCUAAACCCAAAGCUUGUUGUCCUCUCUGCAAGACAAACCUCAACAUCGGCAACACAGCAGAACAACCCAACUACAACACCUGCACACAGUGCCACCACCAGGUGUGCAACAUGUGUGGAUUCAAUCCCACGCCCCACCUCGUCGAGAAGAAAGAAUGGCUGUGCUUGAACUGCCAGACGCAGAGGGCUCUGUCAGGAAGCUUGGGAGAUGUCGCAGCUCCUGUUGCACAGCCCGUGGGAUCCCCCCGGCCAUCUGCUACAGCCAAUCAACAACCACCUCAGCAGAAAGGGCCAAAUCAACUUUUAGGGCCUAGGCCUACAGGUCCUCAGCAACAACAGAAACCACCGGGUCCCCAAGUAAGUGGCCCUGUCUCUCCUGUGAAACAUGCUGGGCCCGCCCCUCAUACCAAGGGGCCCAGCCAAGCUUCCCCUCAAACCAAAGGUUCUGCCCAACCUGUUGCUCAACCUAAGGGUUCAACUCAGCCACCUUCCCAAACGAAGGGUCCAACACAGCCCUCAGCUCAGAGUAAGGGACCUCAAAUUAAAGGUCCUAAUCAGUCACAUGCUCAGAGUAAGGGCCCUGUUCAGUCUGCUAACCAAAUAAAGGGCCAGAACCAGGCCAAAGGGCAGACUCAGACAAAGGGAUCUGCUCAGCCCUCUGCUCAGACUAAGGGCCCUUCUCAUCCUUCUGGUGGCAAGGCCACCCCUGGUAAAGCCACACCCAACCACGCCAAGGCCUCUUCCACCCCAUCAAAACCAGUACCUACUCAGUCUAAACCCACAGGUAACAACCAGGCCCGCAAACAGCCACAGAGCCAGGAGAAGACUAAGGUUGCAUCUAAAUCUCUAAAAGAAGACGUCAAGGCCUCACCAAAAAAGGCUUUGUCAGAGACUAUCACUUCACCAAAAGACAUGAAGAUAACUGAAGAUACACAGAAGUCAAGACACCAUGAAGAUUACAACAAAUCAAGUACACAGAGUCUAAGUGACACUGGAUACUCCUCAGAUGGGAUCUCAAGCUCUCAUGGGGAGAUUACAGGACAGAUCCGGGAAGAAGGAAUCAAGCUCAAUGAAAGAGGUGCUUCCAUCCCCUCAGAAAUCACCAAGCUAGAGAGCUCCAUGAAGCCUCUGCUGGAGUCAAAGACGGCGUCAGACCAGAAGCACAGGCCACAUUCAUUGUCUGUGGGACAGGGCCGGGACUACAAUCCUGAUGACGAUAUAGCAAGGGAUGAAUCAGAGGAUGACCUCAGUUGUAAGCUUCGCCAUGAUUAUGUGGAGGACAGCAGUGAAAGUGGUCUCUCACCAUUGCCAGUAAGACAGAAGAAAUCCCAUAAAGAUGUAUCAGAUGAGGAAUACAUGAGGAGGCAAAUUAUGGAGAUGAGUGCAGAUGAAGAGGAGAUGGAAGAACAAGGAACCCAGAAGACUAAACGGGGACAUAAAACGGGUGGGGAUUUGAGCAAAGAGAGACGACGACUCACUCACCAUUCUAAUAGUUUUGAGGAGGACACCAAAGCAUCGGAGGCAAACGAAGAGGAAGAUGUUGUAAUGGCUGGUGGCCUUCGGCGCUUUAAGACCAUUGAGCUGAAUAACACCAACAGCUACAACCGAGACAUGGAGAUCAGUACUGAGCAUGACCUACGAGAACCAGAGCUAGAGAUGGAGAGUCUGACUGGUUCUCCUGAGGAGCGGUCCAAGGGAGAAUAUUCCUCCACCCUACCCGCCACCACUCCCAGCUACACCUCUGGAACAUCCCCCACAUCUGUGUCGUCCAUGGAGGAUGACAGUGACAGCAGCCCUAGUCGUAGGGCAAGACUAGAGGAGGCAAAGCAGCAGAGGAAGGCUCGACAUCGGUCCCAUGGGCCACUGCUGCCCACCAUCGAGGACUCAUCUGAGGAAGAUGAGCUCAGAGAGGAGGAAGAACUACUCCGAGAACAGGAGCAGAUGAGAGAUCUAGAGCAACAGAGGAUCCGAAGUACUGCUCGAAAGACAAAGAGGGAUAAAGAGGAGCUACGGGCACAGAGACGCAGGGAAAGAUCCAAAACUCCCCCCAGUAAUCUCUCUCCUAUCGAGGAUGCAUCGCCAACAGAAGAGCUAAGGCAGGCUGCAGAGAUGGAGGAGCUCCACAGAUCAUCAUGUUCCGAAUACUCACCAUCUAUGGACUCGGAGGCAGAGGGCUUUGAGAUGAUCGGUGGAAAGCUUUACAAAACAGGAAAUGAAUACAACCUUCCAACCUUCACAUCACUCUACUCCCCUACAGAAAAGACAUCAGCAACGUCACCAUCUGAUAAAACACUAAAAAGUGCAGAGGAGGUCUAUGAGGAGAUGAUGAAGAAAGCACAGCUCAUGCAGAGGCAAGGGCACACAGGUAAUCAGCAGAGAGGUGCCUCGCAGCCUGACAGUAAACAUCAUCUUGAAGCAGGAACUGUCCUAACCCCCGGCUCGAGCCCAACGCAGGUCACUGCACCUAUGUCCUUCUCCACAACAGGGAGUGAUCCAAGAAUCCCUGGAAUCCAUGCAGCACAGCAUCUAUCAAAAGAAACACAGAAUAGGAUGAUGACACAGAGUGCCAAAAUUGAAGGUGUUGUUGGGGUUGCCACAACCAAAGCCCAAGUCAGUCAGACUGCCACAACUCGACAGGCAGGUAGCACAGUGCCCGCUGGCAGCAGAGCAGGCUCCCAGAGGCCAACGCAGGCAUCACCUGACCCUGGAGCAUCCUCCCUAACCUCCAAAGUCUUCUCCCUUUUCAAAGGCGCCAGCCCCCCCGUCUCGCCCAACGCUUCUCCAGCACAGAGCCCAACGCGUACGCCGUCCGUGAGACCCACUAGUGGUAGUGGCAGACAGCUGCCGACUUUGCCUGGUGGUCCUACAUCAGCUGCAGCAUCCCAUGGACAUCAGGCACCUCAGAAGGCAGCUUCACCACGCCUGGCACGACAACAGUCCUCUCAAGAUGCACCAGUGAUGGUGAUAACACUAGGCUCCGAUACAACUAGUCCUGCCAGGCCGAUCACUGUAAAUUCUUCCACUUCCCCUCUGUCAUCGCCAACACAGAUCAGUUGUAAAACCUUGUAUAGCUCCCAGCCCCCUUCGACAAGUUCCCCAACAUCGCCACAAAUGCACCCAUCACAACACCCGUCUCCUAAGCAUUCUUCACAGAUGGCUCAACAUGUUGAAAAAGUUAAUGUUGGUAUUAGCACAGUGAACACAGCUGCAUAUGGUCGUGGAUCUAUGGAAAACAUAUCUCUAUGUAAAAUUUCAAAUAUUCCAGGCUCUUCAAUGGUUGUGGGUCAGAGUCAAAGCGUGGUGGAUCUGAGAGCCCCAGUGAGGCCGGCUCCAAUAAUAAUGACAGACCAGGGGAUGGACCUAACAUCCCUUGCCACUGAUACAAGGAGAUACUCUUUAGGAUCGGAGCAGCCAUCUCGGCACACAGCAGUGCAACCUCUUAUUAUGAACCUGAAUGCACAAGAGCAACCACACAUAUCUGUAUCAACACCAACCACAGUUAGUGUCACAGUUGCAGGCUCUAUGUUCAUGACCCAACCCAAGCACACAAUUGUGUAUGGAGAUCCUUUACAAAACCGUAUGGAUUUGGGGCAGGGUGUUGGAUCAGCUGUGUGUUUAACCCAGAGCAAGCCCCAAAUUACUGACCCAUCUAUUCCCAAAAUUGAUGCCUGCCUGGAGAACCUGGGUAUACAACAGCAACAGCUGCAGCUACAGCAGCAGAAGCUCCUGCAGCAGCAACAGCUUCUUGAGCAGCAACUCCAGCAGCACCAUCAGCAAUCCUCUUUUGCUCGUUACAAUUUAGCCAAUCAGGUCCAGCCACUGCUGAUGAAAAAAGACCUCGUAGUGAGCCAGACAAGCAGUGCCCAGCCUGCAGUGACUGCUAGUGCCAUUCCUAGAGUAUCCCCCCUGGCUCCACCGUCAGUGUCCGGGGCUCCUGCUAAUAAUGCUCCCCAUGAAGUCUAUAGCGGAGUUGCCUUAGAGCUAAAAAACAAGCCAACAGUAAUGAACUUGUCCACAGGAAAGCCCCAUGUUAUGAUGGUGCAACUUGAUGAAAGUAACACAUCACAAGGGGCCACAAUGACUCAGUUGGUAAAGCGAGAGGAACCUCCUCCCCCUCCUCAGGUCUUGGAUCUCACUGGACAAAUCAAACCAGAAAACCAGGUGGCUUGUUGCGAUGUUGUUUACAAAUUGCCCUUUGCUGGUUCCUGUUCAGGGUCCUUCACUCAGAAGCCUACAACAGUAUCCUCAGAUAAAACCCCAACCCCUGAAACCUCUCAAGCAGCCCACCCUCCCCACCCUCCCCAUCCACCACACUACAAUAUCAGCCAACAACAACACCAACCUCAAGCCACACAAGGAGUGACAGAGGAACAUAAACCAUAUCAACCACCCAUAGCCCCCUCAGGAAGAAUUCAGCCCUCCAUGUCUGAUACUAAUCUGCCCUCCAUGAGUGAUGCUGGUCACUAUCAGAGUAAUGUCCAGGGGGGUCUGGCAGUAGAUCUUAGUAGCAUGAAUCAGGCUUAUGAUGGUGGAUACCUUGGCAUUGGAGCACAGUAUGGAUCUUACACAGACUUGCGUCACCAAGGAGAUUUUACAGGCCCUUCAUUACCCCUUCGUCGAUAUGGCUCCAUGUCAAAUAUCAAUUCUGACUAUGCCUUCAGUUCACGUGACCCAACAGGGACAGGACCACUGGACUCCAAUCUGGCUCAGUACAGUGCAACCACUGCCAGGGAGAUCAGUCGCAUGUGUGCAGCUCUUAACUCUGUAGAUCAGUAUGGGAGCCGGUAUGGAAAUAACCCUGAACUCGUACCAUAUGGGGCUGGACGGGGUGGACCAUUAGCUAGGCUAAAUCUCCAGCAAAGCUUAGCAUCCAUAAGAGCAAACCUAAUGUAUGGCCCAGAUGGAAGACCAACAGCAAAUGGCCAAACCCUAACAAACCUAAUAAAUGCUAGACAAGCAAGUAUACGCGCCUUGUACCCUGCUGCUAUGAGAGGAGGUGAUGGCAUGAUUUAUUCCACCAUUAACACUCCCAUAGCCUCCACCUUGCCAAUUACCACCCAGCCUUCCUCUGUCCUGCGUCCCAUACCUAGAGGAAUUUACAGACCAUACCCUACAGGUGUAACUGCUGUACCAUUGGCUAGCCUUACCAGGUUGCCUCAAGUGACUCCCAGAAUGCCCCUGUCCACACAGGGACCAUAUUCAUACCCUACUCCAAACCAGUAUCCUCCUUCAGCCACACCAUCAGGAAGUGUGCCUGAUGCAAGCAGCUCACACCAGGAAACUCCUGUGUACCUUGGAAAGCCUUUAACAGCAGUUGCUGCUCAAACAGCUGCAACCAUUCCACCCUCCCAUCCUGUGGCACACUUAGGAUCACAAAAUGUACCAGUAGCUGGUAUGCAAACCAUGGCAGAUCUUCAGACAGGCCGCACUCAACUUACCUCACAGAGUGUUACGUCAUUUUCUCAAGCUCAAGGCCAACCUCCAACAGUCCAGCUAGUGCAGGCUCAAAUGCGGCCACACCAGUUACCAACUCAAACUGAACCUUUAUCUUUGACUCAAACCCAACCUCAAGUUCAACCCAUCAGUCAACCUCAACCGUUAGCUCUGCCGCAGGGUCAGCCACAAGAGACACCCCAUGGCGCUGCUCAAGCACCGAGUUCCGCAGUUUCUCCUCCCAUGGAUGCCCAGAAAUCUAAGGAAGAUGAGAGACUGAGUCAGCAACAAGAGCAUGUGCUGCAGCUAGAGCGAGAGCGCGUUGAACUGGAGAAAUUACGGCAGAUGCGCCUACACGAGGAGCUUGAAAGAGAUCGCAUGGAGCUUCAGCGACACAGAGAAAAAGAACAACUAAUCGUUCAGCGUGAGAUCCAAGAGCUGCAGACAAUCAAACAGCAAGUUCUCCACCAGCAGCAAGCCGAGCGGGAGACGCAGCUCAUUAUGCAAAGAGAACAACUUGCCCAGCAAAGAAUGCAGCUUGAACAAAUUCAGUCUCUGCAGCAUCAGCUCCAGCAGCAGUUGGAGGAGCAGAAGAGGCAAAAGACGGCAGCAGUGGAGGCAGCAGCUGCUGCUGCAGCAGCAGAGGCAGCCGCCGCAUCAGCGGUGGUGGCGGCUGCAGCAGCAACACCUCCCCAGGCUGCUAUACAAGGGGUAGUUGUUGGAGGAGGGCCCCCUCAGGGGUUCAUUAUUUGUGACCAGAGUGGUAGAGUCAUUCAACAAGAUGGACAGAGUGUUCAAUUUUGGCAGGAUGGACAGGUGGUCCAAGCCGUGGUGGCUGCUCGACCCAUUCAUAGUUCUGCCUCUGAAAUGUCUUUGAGAAGCAGCGAUAAACAGGCUGAUUCCAAGACUAUGAAAAAGCAGAAUUCCAUGCCUCGGUUGAGGGAUGGCUCAGAAGAGGACUCUGGGAGGAGGAUUGCAGACAGCUGUGUGCAAACGGAUGAUGAAGAUGGAGAGGACAGAUUCAUGAACAGGCGUAGGAGAACAAGGCGUAUCGCGGACUGCAGUGUGCAGACUGAUGAGGAGGACCAGGGAGAAUGGGACCAGCAGCCAGUAAGGCGCAGGCGAUCACGUGUAUCCAAGCACUCUGAGUCCAGUGGUGAGGCUAAAUCAGAAGGGUCAUCUAAAGUGGCUUCUGCUAGUAUAGCUAUUCAGACCACAAAUGAUUCAUCAUGCCAAACAGAGCCCGAACAACUAAGCCGGAUUUCGCCUGCAAUCCACAUUACCAUGGCAGAGACCUCAAAGGUUGACCUAUUACAUUACAUAGCGGCCCCUGAAAGGACCCACAAAGGAGAGAGUCUGGCCUGCCAGACAGAACCAGAGUCUCAGUCUCAGGGUGUGGUCGCCCCUCAGCUGAGUGUCCCUACAACUAUUAGUCCAUACUCCACAAGUCUGCAUAUAGUGGGUGCGAACGCAUCUGACCCACCCUCUCCUAGACUCCAAGGAGUUGCUAAGUUUGAGAGGAGGAAACCAGACCCCUUAGAAAUUGGCUAUCAACAAAGUGAGUCUCCAUCUCGCCAGCCCCCCAAAUCUCCCCAGGUGCUAUACUCCCCUGUAUCUCCAUUGUCUCCUCAUCGCAUGCUGGAGACAACAUUUGCCUCCCAGGAGAAACUCAACAAGGCCCAUGUUACACCCCAGCAGAAGGCCUUUACUGCUGAAUCACCCCAACGCCACCAGACCCUACCAAGACCCAUAAAAAGUGUGCAGCGCUCUAUGUCGGAUCCCAAGCCUCUCAGCCCCACAUCGGAGGACCCCGCCAAGAACAGGUUCUCCCCAUAUCAUCAGCAAGCUCUGUCCAACAGUCAGAUGGCCUCCCUGCAGCAGCAGCAGAACUCUCUGAUGAGGAAAAUAAAGAGGACUCUUCCCAGCCCCCCUCCAGAGGAGAGUCCGCUCCCCAUUGUUACUCCAGCACAAAUGUACAGCUCUCCUGGCAUGCCCCAGAGGGUGCUGCCCAGACCUGCCCAGGGAGUCACCAAGGCCGGCCUGCUGAGCGAACUGAAAGCUGUGGAACAAGAGUCGUCGAAGCUCCGCAAGCAGCAGGCUGAACUGGAGGAAGAAGAGAAAGAGAUUGAUGCCAAGCUGCGUUACUUGGAGCUAGGCAUUACCCAACGUAAGGAGACCAUGGUGAAGGACAGGGAGAGGAGGGAGCUGGCUUACCUGAGAUGUAUGGGGGAUGCUCGGGACUACAUGUCGGACAGCGAGCUCAAUAACCUCAGGCUGGUAGCUGCAACAGGAAACUUCGAUGCUAACGGUCUGCUGACAAGGCCAAGCACUGCACCGUUGAGCCAAUUCACUAAUGACAUCAAUGCAACCUCCCAGUAUCCCUCAACCUCAUCCUAUAUGUCUUAUCCAUACCCUCAAAGUCAGCCAUCAACACAGCAGCCUGGCUCUGCUUACCAACAGAUAGGUUUCCAACCUCCUCAGUACCCAUCAUCCUCUGCACCCCAGCCAGGAACAUUCCAGCCCCAUCCCCCGCCAGGCCCCGGCUACCAGAACCAGGCAAACUACUCCAAUCGCAUGUAUGCCCAGACCUCCUACCAGACAGACCUUGGCAUGCAGCAGCAUGGUCAUCAGGGCUUCCAUCCCCCUGGUCAGCCUAUGCCAAGCCAGACCCUUCCUUACCCCAGCCACAGCUCCUACCAACCUGGUCUCCCCUACCAGCCCCAGGCAGAGAUCCUGACAGUCCAUCAAAGACCGCGGCAAACCUCUUUGGCUGACCUUGAGCAAAAACUCCCAACCAACUACGAAGUCAUCAGCAACCCAGCAGUGUCAGUGGCCACAUCGGCUCCAGAUACUAACUUCGGCUCAGUGUACAGCAAUGCAUAUGGUCAGUACCGGCCCCCGGAGCCUGGCCUGACUCACGCUGUGGAGAGCCCCACCUCUGCUUAUGCUUCAGAGGGACUCUACACCUCUAACCUGGAGCAGAAUAUUCCUAGGAACUACGUCAUGAUUGAUGACAUCAGUGAGUUGACAAAGGACAACACUAACCAACCUACCGAUGCUCUAGGCCAUCCUGUGGGAGGGCGGUAUCGCAGUGAGAAUGGCCCGGCACGAGGGAGCGCCUACGGUAGGCCUGAAGACGAACCUGUGGAUGCUUAUGGCCGACCUACAGGAACUGCAGGGUACCAGAGUACAGUGGACAGUCGCACCAGCACCACAGUAAGUGGAGGCUCUUCCUAUUACUAUGAUGAUUAUAAACACACGUCACGAAGCGGCUCCAGUAGCCACAAACUCGCACCCAAGAAUCUCGCCCCUGCAGUAGUUUCCUCUAAACGAAGUAAGCACAGGAAGCAGGGAAUGGAGCAGAAGAUUUCUAAAUUCUCCCCUAUUGAGGAGGCACGGGAUGUGGAGUCAGACCUCGCCUCUUACACAAUGACAACAUCAACAGGAGGCAGCUGUACAGUCGUGUCCAGAUCCAAGAAGCUUCAGGACGAUGUCACCUACGGUAUGAAGAAGAACGCGUAUGACCAGCAGAAAUAUUACGGAACCAGUCGCGAUGGUCUUGAGGAGGAGGAUCGCAUGUACAGCUCUGGCAGGUCCAGGUCUACUGGAUAUGGUAUGGACAAGAUUUCCUCUAGAGAUGCCACAGGCCACAGAAGUAAAUCCUACGAGAGGGACGCCAUGGAGCGGUCUCAGAGGGGCAGCCGCGGUGGAAGGCCUCCGAUGCGCAGCCAGAACUCAGAAGAGGAGAGUCCACUCAGUCCUGUUGGGAAGCCUGUAGGCAUGGGAAGAGACACUGGCAUACCAGACGCCCAUGACGUGAGGAACCAGUAUGGCUCCAGCCAUUCGUUGCCAGACGUGCAGGACCAUCACAAGAAAGACCUGCCCAGGAGUCAUGUCUAUAAACCAGACGACCCUUACCUUGUAGAUGACAUGCACUGUGCUGUUUCUGACAGUGAAGCCUAUCAUUUGGGCCAAGAGGAGACUGAUUGGUUUGAGAAGCCUCGAGAGGCCCGCGCUGAUCGCUCAAGACAUCAUGGAGGUGGAGGUCACUCAUCCACAGGCAGGCGUAGUAAACACACCUACCACGAUUACGACGAACCUCCAGAAGAAUACGGUCCCCAGGAUGAGUACAACCAACAACGCCAACACUCUUCCUCCACAGGAUCGCGGGAUCACCGUCACCACGGCGGCAGCACUGGCAGACACACCUCUUCUCGCCACGCCUCGGAGGAUCCCAGGUCGACCCGUCCUUCCAGGACACACCCCAAAGACCCGGCAGUCCGCUCUGAUGGCAGAGGCUCUUCAUCUGCACAACGAAGGGGUGGUCCAGACUCCCGUUCCGCCCAGGGAAGCCCCCGGAAUUCAGGCGACUUCUCUCGAGACGCUGGUCAUCACCACGGCACCGCGGGACGGACCCAGAGACCCCAAGGAGAUCGCACAACCCCCAGAAGGCAGGAGCCAUCUGCAGCAGGGCCUAAACCACAGCAACAGCAGCAGCAGCAGCCGCAGCAGCCGCAGCAGCAGCAGCAGCAGCAGCCCUCUCAGGGCCAUACUGGGCAGCAGCGGUCAGGUGGCCAGUCUGGGAGACAUCCAGGCUCUGAACCACUUGAUGGUUCCCAGCAGGCCCACCAGCAGCAGCAGCAUCCACAGAGUGCACAGCAGCAGCAGCAUCCACAGAGUGCACAGCAGCAGCAACAUCCGCAGAGUGCACAGCAACAGCAGCAGCAGCAUCAGCAGCAGCAGCAGCAGCCGCCCCUGCAGCACGGCCAGACCCCUCAGAGCAGCCAGCCUACAACAACCAUCGCAGGAGCUGGACCGGCACAGCAGCAGCCCAAAUCUGGUCAAGCCCCACCACAGGGACGCCAGCCAGGAGUCGGGUCAGCAGCAGGGCAGCCGGCUACCACAGCGGCAAAAAUGGAUGCUCCACCUGCAGCAGCAGCAGCGACAGCAAUGAAACCUACAGCAGGAGUCCCAGCAGCAGCAGCACCUCAGCCUACCAAAAUAGCUACACCUCCUCUUACAGGCAUUGGCGCCAAGGCCGCCCCUGUUGGGAUCGGUAGCAAACCCGUAGGUAUAGGCAGCGCCGCCCCACCAGGACAAGCACCUGCUGAAGGGGACAACGUUCUCACGAAAAUGCUGCAAGGAGGGGCAGCAGAGCAGGCGGGAAAACUGGGAGAUGCUUUGUCUGGCCUUGGGAAGAAGUUCACUUCAUUUUGGUGAACUAAAGAAAGGAGGGGUAUGCAGAGAUGAGACAAGAUGGAUUGGUAGCUUUGUGCUUGAAAAACCUAUGAAACUGCAUUAAAUAAAUUUCACAUUACAGAGGAAACAGAGGAAGAGAGAUCCUGAAUGCAUCAAGCUGGAAUCAAAGGAUGCCUUGUCAGCACUGAAUUCCCCAGAUAUGGGCACACGACUGAGGUGAAUUAAAUAAGGGCGAUCGCUUCGUCAGCACGGUGUUACAAGACAUGAGCAGGAGGCUGAAGAGGCCUGAAAGUAAGUGGAUGCCUUGUCACAACAAACUACAGUCCCAGAAUGAUGAUUGUGGAGACGUCUGAUGCCUCAUUGGACCAAUGGAGGACAACAACGGUCAAUAAUGAGGAUGUGGAGAAGCGGAGGAGAGAGGGGGAAGGGGGACUGGAGGCCAAGCUUCCCCUCCUCCUCCUCCUCCUCCUCUUCCUCCUAGAGGAAGUCUCCUGAGGUUUGUGUGACAGUAAAGGCUCGCUAACUGAAGCACCUGGGUAUCAUGGGAGAAAUUGGCCGUGCAUGUCUCGUCUUUCAAACAGCUCAAUAAAGGAAGCCUCACAACGCCCUCUAUAGGAAUUGUAAUGGAACACCACUCAUGUCUGAGGAGUGCACAUCUGGCAAGGAUAUUUGAUUCUACAUUGAUGUCUUCACAGCCUUUUCAUGCAAAACACAGUGAAAAAAGAAGAAGAUUUUCAUAGGUUUUCCUCGUAUCAAAGAUACCGAUCUUAGCAAAACACAAUGACACCACAUACCUGGAGUAGACGACGUGUAUCACGGCAAUGACAACCAACCUGAUGUCUCCACUACAACCUUUGACUGCUUGGUUUCUCUGAUCUCUACAGUACAUUCCAGUAUAGGGGAUUUGACCCUUUAUUUGAAUGUGUUUUUAUUUCUCCUCUUUUUCUUUUGAUGUCUACAGAAUGCAUUGUGUAAAUGUGGACAUGAGAAUGCACGCACAAAUAUUUUAAAAACUGAAAAAAAAAAAAAAGAAGAAGCCCAUAUCGAAACUUUUUCACCACCUAUGAGAUGCCACUAGUCAUCAGCUGUAGGUUUUUAGGGAAGGGAAGUACUACCGGUGUGCCCACAAGUGUGAGAUUCACACAGAUGAGAGGACCAAAUGAAAGAGUGGCCACGGCUCUUAAUUAGCCAUCGCAAAGCCAUCGUUAUAGUCGGCCCCAGAGCCGACUGUAACGCUCUAGGGCCGACUAUAAAGAGGAUAAAGCCCCAGAGGGGACUCUAUCCUUUUUAUUGAUUUGUCUCAUCUUUUAGUUUCUUUUCAUUUUUGCCUCACUGAAUGGAAGAGCCUUAUUCAGUACAUGUUUUUACUUGUAUACCUCAUUAUGUUUUAAAAAUGUCCAUGUCAUCAUGCGUUUUCUUUUUACACGACUGUAUACUAUUGUAUGUACAUAAAACAAAUCAGAGAUCUAAUUAUGUAAAUUUUUGUCAUUUGUGUAUUUAUGGAAUCACUGUUUUUGUUGUUGUUCUGUGUUUUUUUUUCUUUGGUAAAAAAAACUUUAUAUUUUUCACUUUUUAUUUGUUUGAAUCUGUUUUCUUGCAUCGAAUAAUUUGCUUGUUGAUUUUUUAAAAGCAAUAGCAUGCAGAAAAUGGUAUAUAGCACAAUCGUAUUAAUGUUGUUUCAAUUAGUGAUGGGAAAUAUCAAAACACUUCUGUCGAUAAAUAGCCGUAAUACAAUUUGUCAGAGGGUUUACAACCACAGUACCGUGUCCAGACGUGCAUGUUAUGUGCAGAUGCAUAAGAGCAUGCAGACGGGUACGAAACACACUCACACAGACACUCUCUCUCUCUCUAUCUCUUGCAAAACAUAUAUGCACACACAUACUUUACACGCACUUUGCACCCCAGCUACACUUCAGAGCCGAGGUUAAUUGUGUUCUCCACCGAAUAGACAUGUUGACCUCCGGCUGAUUAAUGAGGUUACCAAUUCACCAAUAAGAUGAUCUCACUAACAAGCUGGGCCCGCUGCCUCUAUUUGUGCAAACACACACACACAUACACACACACACAUGCAUACAGAUACAGGAGAGGACGAAAGCAAUUAUCAAUUCAAAUGUUCUAUGCAAUGACUCAUUUUGAACCUGGAAGUGAUUCUGCCUAAAACAGUUUAUUAUCAUCACUGUAUUCACAAGAAAAACAACAACAUUAUGAACUAAGAUAGUAAAAAAAAAAAAAGGAAAAAAAGGUCAUGAAAAUGUUUUUACUUAGCAACUUGUCUGUAUGACUUUGAAUAUUGAAUAUUGAAACUAGAAUUGUUUUUAUUUUCGUGGCAUGUUUUGACCCCUCACUCCCCACACGGGGGACUCGUUGCCAAAGGGUAAACUGUGUAGACUGUCGGUUUUGAAUGUCCCACCAUCAUGUUGCUUUUGAAGCAUGGGUUUGCUUGGCUUUGUCUGGCUGUUUGUAAGCCCUUCAUUCAGUUUUUGUGCGUUUUUGGCUGACCUGGGCUCCUCAGUGUUUGGCUUGCAGUGACUGUCCGUGCUGCUAUAAACCUGUGAUACAGAUGGUCAGCACUUCUCAUUAAUACUUGUCGAUGUACAUAUUGGGUGUCAGUAUAACCUGUGGGGUGAAUGGAAUGCUUCUAUCUGAUAUUUCAUUGUUCACUCAGCAGCCAAGACAUUUGGAAAGGUGCAUGAUUAGAAAUUAUACUCUUGGGAGCUGUACCUGACUUUAAAAAAAAAAAAGGGUAAGGCAUGAUUUCACCAAGGUUUGCCUAACGAACCUUGACUUACACAGGCCAACGUAAAGAAUAUUGAUGAGUGAAAAUGUUCAGCCAGUCAUUCACAAAUCAGGGCAUGUCAUUUUGAAAGCACAAGCCUGACUGGCAGCACUUGCUGCUCGGUGAAACGCAGAAAUGUGGAGGUUGCGUAACAGUGCCUCCAACUGAACAGUGUAAGAUCUAUAUCAAAGCGAGGUGGAGAUGGUCGAGAUGCACGAAACAAAAACAGCCUUCAGUGCAGCUGUCCGUUUGACAGAAAAGGCAGACAGACACACAUUCUUACUGUAAAUACGAAUUUGUUCUUCUGUACAGCUUUUGAGUUUUGAGUACGGCUGUCAUGUGCAUCCCCAUGCCGUAUUUGCUGCCAACUUUUGUGUAUAAAAAGAAUAUUUGUUACCACAGUAAUGAGGAUGAUGGUGAAAACUAAUGAUGAUGAUUAUUAUUAUUAUUAUUGCAUAAGCAUAGUGUAUGUGGCUGACUUGUAUUGACUGUUUACAACAGUGGAACAAAACUCGUAUUCAGAAACAUAUCCAGUCUGUGUAUAGUUUCUAUACAUAUCGUGUUUGUAAAACAAGAAGAAAGAACCUCCUCUCAGAGAAGAAUGCCUUUGUCAGACUAUCAGGAGGUCUCUGAUUUGAUGGAUAUGAUCUUGCAAGGUGAUGAGGGUAAAGGGAAAGCAAAAAAAAAAUGAAACAAAAAAUCUGGAAAAUGUCAUUCACUGUUGUAAGUGCAAUGGGCAAAACGUCAGUCGUGUAUCCAUUGUGAAACCUUGUGUUCUAUUCAGUGUAUUCCUGUAAACAGAUAGAGUAAAUUUUGGUGCAUCAUGUCAAGUAAUGUGAUUAAUGAAAAUAUUGACCCUGCAAUUUCCAAACAGAGAGAAGAAUAAAAAGAAAAGGAAUAUA